This is a messenger RNA of Spodoptera frugiperda (fall armyworm), 3022 nucleotides long. RefSeq names its product RAB6-interacting golgin (gene Gorab). Bases 164 to 1204 code for a protein of 346 amino acids. The transcript is spliced from 4 exons. Lineage: Eukaryota; Metazoa; Arthropoda; Insecta; Lepidoptera; Noctuidae. The record is from RefSeq and is a predicted model, not a curated record. Gene Ontology annotation, biological process: non-motile cilium assembly.
CUACAUCAAGUAAACAUCAAAAUAGGUCGACGGAUGUCGUGUCGUCGUCACUACUAAAAGUUGUGAAUAUUUUUUAAGAAUUACGAUCUUAGUUUAAUUUAUUACUGAGUGAAGUUAGAAUAUAAUCAAUUAUUUAAAGAAAAAAACUUGAUACAUUUGUGCAAUGUCGACUUUCUCGGGUUUCAGUGAAGAAGAAUUGAAAAGAAUAAAAUCCGGUGAAACUGGCUCGAACAGCGAUCCACAAAUCAACACAUCUAAUGUUAGAAAACUGGACAGAAUCGGUGCCAGGCAAAAGAGGCCCAUGAAUCAAUACAAACUAUCAAAACCCAUACUAAAAACACAGUAUUCCGAUGAUGCGAUAGACAAUAUACAGUUUGAUAAAUGUAAACUCAGCUUGAGAUCGCCGACAACACCAAGCAAUGAAACAACAGAGACAUUAAGUAAAAAUAUAAAAGAAAAUGUUAUUAAAGAUAAUAAAAUGAAAGAAAAUGUUGACAAUAAUGAUAACAUUAAAACGGAGACUAAUAAAGAAACAAGCGUAGAAUCUAAUGAUAAUAACAAAAUGGCAACUGAAAAUGCAGAAGUAGUAAGUGAUAGAAAGACCAGUAUCGAUGCACCACCGGAUAUUGUGCGAGGGGUUGAGAAUUAUUCUGAAGAUGAACUGGAGAACCAUAAGGUUAAAUUAUAUGAACUGCAGCUGAGACAGAAAUUGAUGGAAGAACAGAAUAAGAAGAGGAAAGAGAUGCUUGCUAAGGCUCUAGCUGACAGGACGAAACAAACAACAGAAGAGGUGAUGAGACUUGAGAAAAUUAAGAAGGAGCUACAAGUACUGGACAGUCAGUUCUCACAGGAUGUUUCGGUACUGAGACAGAAGAUCGACCAGGCUUGUUUGAGCUAUGCUGAUGCAGAAAAACACUACUUAAAAGUGGAGAAAGAGUUCCUGCAAGCGAAAAUACAUUUACAAAAAGAGAAAGAGAAGAAAGAGUUACUAACGGAACACUUAUGUGCUCUAAUCACACACAACGAGACGAGAAAAGCCCAGAAACUAGAAACUUUAAUGUUAGAAUUAGCUACGGAUAAAGAUAAAUUAGAAAUAUUGGAUAAGUCAGAUGUGAAUGAAGUUAAAACGGUUAGUGAGCCCGUCAUAGUGGACGGUGUUGACGAACGGACUGGUAAGAUUGUUGAGCUUACACCUAGUAGUUAGUUUUAUUGUAACUUUCGUGAGACAUACUAAAUUAAUUAUUAUGUUAUCGGCUUGCUCACGUAAAUGUUUGACGAGGAACUCGACUAGUUUCAAGCCAUGCUAGAGGCUCAUAUUCAUGAGCAGCAUUCCGCGACACACGAAACUAGUCGAGUUCCUCGUCUAAACAUUUACGUGAGUAAGCCGAUAACAUAAUAAUUAAUUUAGUAGUUAGUUUUUUAAAAAUCCUUUGAUUUUAUUAGUGAUUUGGGAUGGUAAACAAGAGGCUUGGAUGGAUACAAAGCCAUGGUUAAACAAUGUUUUGUAAUAUUAAAUUAUCCAAAACGUGGUAUGUUUAAAAUAAUAGGGAUGAUGACGGGGUUUAAAACUUAAAAAACUAUUCAGUCUGACGGACUGAAUAGUUUUUUAAGUAAUCAAAAAAUAUUAGACACGUAUUUUUUUGUCAUAAAGAUUAAGAACAAUACUUAGAUGAAACGAAAUACAGUUUGAGAGUGGGAGCAAAUACGUUAUUUCUACGUAUUAAAUAUAUAACCUAGAAGUGACGUCACGCAAUAUUUCAAAUCGAUAUAUCUAAGAAAGCAAUUGUUUCUGUAAGAAAAUCAAAAAUACGUGUCUAAUGUUUUAAAAUAAUCUACAAGACGGACAUUAUUGCUUGAUUAUGGAGGCUAACUUUGAUCCUUUUGUAAAAAUAAAAUUGAAAUUAAUAUUAGGAUCGACACGGCAUCUUGUUUACCUUUCACAAAAAUACAUUGCAAUUAGUAAUAUCAUUAGAACUUCAAACGGGACUGUCGUGAGUUUCCGAUAUUUCGGCACUGUUGCAAGCGCCAUGAUCACGGAUGAAAUGAUCACGGAAACUCACAAAAACUAAUAAACAUAGUAAAUACCCCGUUUUAAGUUCUAAUGAUAUUACGAGUGACCAUGUUUAAAAACUUAUAUUGUAUUUAAUACUGGUGCAUUUUAAAUAUUAGGAUUUCCUCAUAGACUGUAUUGCUGUCUUUAUUACUAUUAUUGUAUAAUAUAUGUCAAUUUUGUCAUAAUAAUACUUAUCUAAGUUAGGACUAAAAUAUGAUAAAGCUAUUAUUUUACCUAGUUGCAGCUUAAUGGCAACGAAUUUCUUUGUUAAGGUAACUUAAGUAAUUUUUUAUUAUAAUAAUACUAUGUGCCUUGUGUUAUUAUGUACCUUAUUUAUGUAUAUGAACUGUAUUUUAUGAAAUGACUACCUAUUUAUCUACAUUCGUUUUUUUAAUAUUACUUACAUAUCUGCCUCGUUGAUCGAGUGGUCCAACAGCGACUGCCGGACAUGGGGUCUCGGAUUCGAUUCCCGGGUCCAGCAAUGUAUUACUGGGUUUUUCGGUUUUUCGAAAAAUUCUCAGUUGUAACACGGAGACUGCAAUUGUGCCCAGUAUGUGGCAAUAGGCUCACCCCCUAUUACAUGGGACUUAUAACACAAAUUGUGAAAUGUGGGUGUACAUUGUAUAGAAUGUUCCGAUGUGUUAAUACUAUUGUGAAAAGCUCAAUAAGUUCCUAAAAUACAGUUCAUACGUAAUUUAGCAAUAAUUUAAUAAUAAGUUAUCAAAUUAUUAUAUUUUCAUAGUCGUGUAGAACAUGACAAUAAUAAUUAAAAUUAAAAAAAUCUAUUUUAAUGAGAUUGGAUACGAGUAUUUUCAGCCAGUUUACUAAAGCCAAAAAAAAGUUACUAUUUUAAUAUUUUUUAUAUCUGAUGUAGAUAGCAGACAUAUAUUUUUGUAUAUUGUUACUAACUACAGAUAGUUUAUUAAUAUUGUAAGUAUACAUAUUAAAAAAGAUGAUAUUAAAACAUGA